UAUUUAGAAGCAUGAGCCAUCUGUCUGUCUUCGUCGUGGCGAGGGAGACGCCCGCACAUAACUCCAAAGCACUCACGUUACUGAAUGCAGCAAAGAAGCUAAUUGAAACGACCAACCUGUGUGAGUUCGACGACACAAACGAAGAAGGUCACAACAGCUCACCUUCUGCUGCUCAAAUUUGACCUCCUCGUGGAGAAGUUCACCGUUUAGGAUACUUCUUGAACACCAGCAUAUUCCCGACCUGAACGCUUAAAAAAAAAAAGAAAAACGCCACAAUAUCCACCUGACCGACACUUAUCCUGCUGUUUUCAUUAUCUGUGAAAAUAAUUAUUAUAUUAAUUAUACUCCAGCCGCAGCUAGUACUUUUGUCUCCCUCUUUCCAGUGGGCUUCCAUUCUCUCAUGAUGCGGACAGACCACAAAGGCCGAAGUGCCUCUCCUCACAGGAUUUCAUAUGAGUCUGACUUCCAUGCCAUUAAAUGCUCAUUUGACAGCGGCACCGGGGCUCAAGCACGGCUCCAUGAGAGCCUCUUCUCGGUGUUCUUCAUUGCACCAGGCAAGCCUACCAAACAGCCUCUCAGAUCCCCUCAUGUCCCUCCGAGCAUUGGCCGAGGGAGAACCCACAGCACCAGAGGGACUAAAAUUAGGGACAACAUCUUCCUCCAAAUGGACAGCCAUCAGUUGAGACAAAACUGUGGCUCAGUGCAUUGUAGUGGUAGUGCAGCGCCCCUCCUUCCUCUUCACAAUCCCAACCUGCAGCUCCAAAUGUCACCGUUUUCCGCUGCCAGACAUUUGGUCACGGGCUCCGUUCAAAGCACCGUCGCCAGCAUUUCAACGCCUGAAACCUUCUUACAAGAUAAACCAGACAGAUCAGAGGAGAUAAAGGAUAUAGACAGGGCUGCUUUAGCGCAAAAGUUCUCUGUGACCAGGAAGUUGUUUGAGACUAAAGUGACAGGGGCUGCCAGUCGAGGGCAGGUGUCAAAAUGUCCUCUGAGCAAAGACGAAAAGGACUGCUUCGAUGACUACAAAUGCACAAAAGAACCGCUCAUAAAUAUGUCCUUUCCAAAGACCUCUUUAACAACAAACCUUAAUUCUCUUAUGUCAGAUGUCCUCAGUGGGGAAUCAACUAAAUCUCCCUCUAGCGCAGAGGAGCAUAGGCACUCCCCAGCAGGCGAAUGGGAGGAAGAAAAGGAGCCCGAAAGAGCCGCUCUUGACUCUAGGUUGACCGCUGAGGAGCCACUCAGGGCACAGCUCGUCCAUGUGAAAUCAUCAGAGAGUGAUGAAAGCGAGGGGAAGGAUAAAGAAUGGGUUGUAUGUAAGGCAGAGGAUUUUAUGGGCGACACUGUACAUGUUGAAGACCUGGUGGAUGAUGUUUUUGAAGAUCCCAGUGUGGAAACGCUACAUCCUUACUUGGUGGAACUAAACGCAAGAGACUGUAGAUCCAUAACAGACAAGUAUGAGCAGGUGAAUGAACAAUUCUGGGAGGAGCCGAGCCAACGUACUGACGAGCCGAGAGAGAAGCACUACGACAUGGGUGAAGUUUUGCCAGAAAAUUCAGAAAAAGAGGAUUUUAACAAGACUUGCAGACAAAUUGCAGUGGAAAAAGAAGCUUGUGUGACACCUGAGAUGCAGGAAUGUGCCAAUACAGAGCCACAGGAAGAGGAGAGGAGAGAAGAAAGGAGCGAGGGAAUAGUUGACAUAAACAGAAGCAAAGAGGCGCUUCAUUGCGGGAUUGUGAACAAAUGUUUAAAGGAGGAGUCCUGUGUGGAGCAUACAAUAUCUCAAGGACAAGUUCUGGAAAACUCUCUGCACACGGGAAACCGGCUUUCAUUGGAAUAUGAAGAAAUUCCCGGCAUUCCUAAACUGUCUGACGAGGAGGAUGAUGAUGCUGCAGAAGACCUAAAGAGAAAGGUCCGCUUCUCCUCGGCACCAAUCAAGGUGUAUAGCACCUACUGUAACUCAGAGUACGACAGAUGCAAUGAAGAUAUUGACCCAGUUUCUGCCUCGGCCGAGUAUGAACUGGAGAAGAGAGUGGACAGGAUGGAUGUUUUUGAAGUGGAGAUUGAAAAGGGAGAUGAUGGGCUGGGCAUCAGUAUCAUCGGAAUGGGGGUCGGAGCGGACCAGGGCCUGGAGAAACUAGGAAUCUUUGUCAAGACAGUCACUGAAGGUGGAGCAACACAUCAGGAUGGAAGGAUUCGGGUGAAUGACCAGAUAGUGGAGGUGGAUGGCUUGAGUUUGGUUGGAGUCUCUCAGCUGUUUGCAGCAACAGUGCUCAAGAAUACAUCAGGCCUGGUCAAGUUUCUGAUUGGCCGAGACAAGGAGGGGGUGGAGAGUGAGGUGGCGCGCUUAGUCAACGAAAGCCUGGAAAUGGAGAAAGCGUCCCAAAAGAGUGCAAGGACAAGUGGGGAAUUCGAAACUGAUGUUAGCAUGUCAGAGGCUAUGUCAGUACCCGAGGAUGAAGAUGAAGAGGACGAAAUGUCUGUACUUUCUUGUCUGGAUAACGACCAACUGUGCCUCAAAUACGAGAAGCUUCAAUCCAAACUGCAAAGAAGAACAGCCCAGCUUCAAAGUGCUAGAGAGAAGUUGAAGGCAUAUGAGGAGGAGCGGGCAAGCUGGGAGAGCCAGAAGGCACAGCUGGAACAAAAAGUGGAGGAUGGAGAAGAGAAAGCUGACAAGCUGGAGAAGUAUUGGCAAGAGGCCCAGACACUGUGCAGGGUGGUGAGCCAACGACUGGCUGAUGCCCAGAGCCAAUCAGACAGCCUGGAAAUCAAGUAUGGCAAGGCCAAGAGACUGGUCAGAGAGUACCAGAGCAGUUUUUUCAGAGAGGAGGUGGCAGACAGCAGGGAAGCAGAAUUGUGUCAAGAAAUGGAAGAGAGAGACAAAAAGCACAGGGAGACCAUUGAAAGGCUUCAACUUCAGCUGGAGAGAGAAGAACCAGCAACAACAGGGAAGUCUGUCUCUGUGGACCCACCAGUGCCAGAUCCAGAAUGGUACAUUACCGUUCCUGACACAGAACGACUGGACUGCAGUGCGCACACAGCUCGAAGUCAGCUGGCCCAGAAUUUCAAACGUCAUCCACCUUCACGAGACAAACUCAGGGAGAGCCUUAGAAAAGAGCAGGAAGAAGGUCAAAAGCCACAGGAGAGCCAAUCACAGUCCGAAGGGGUUGUACAGAGGAGCGGCGAAGUUGAACUUUCCAAUUCUUCCUCUUUCUCAGUCGAAAGCCCUGCCACAGCAUCUGUCUUCACACCCCCACUCUACAUCGCUGACAGCACCACCAUCAUCACCCCGCCAAUCAAAUCCUCCACAUCCAGGAAAUCCAAAAGAAAAAUGCCUGACUUCAGUGGCCUUCGUAAGUCUCUAAGCAAGAGGAAGAGUGAAAAACUGCAGAGAAGGUCCAUGAACAGCAGGGCGUCUUGCGGUGACCUGGUGGACGAGCCGGCUGAAGUUUCUCCAUCAGGCUCUGUGACCUCCAUGCCCUCGUGCUUGCCCUUCACCUGGUUUGGAGAGCGAGGGAGGGAGAAAGAGGUGGUGGGGGAGAGGGCAAAAGGGAACAGGGAGAAGCUGCGGUCUGUAUCCAGCAGCAGUUUGCCUUACAUGACCACCUCUGGGAGAAGAGAUCAGAGUGUUGGCUCUCGAAUGGAUAGCUUCAGCAUGGGGGGUCACGGCUCUAAUCACUCUCUCUCUGGACACUCACACACUUUGACCUUUUCAUCCACGGAGACCUUGGACGACAACCCUAUGCCGGCCAAUAACAACAACCAAUGGCAAAGUCAACCUGUGUUGGAGUGGAGCAGCCAUCAGGUGUGUCUGUGGUUGCUGGCCAUGAACAUGGAGCAAUACAUGUGCGACUUUUCAGCCAGAGGUGUAGACGGGGCACAGCUGCUCAACAUGGACACCGACAAACUCAAGGUCAUGGGCGUGUGUCAAAGUGACCGUGCAUCUCUAAAGAAGAAGCUGAAGGAGAUGAAGAAACGAGAGGAAAAAGAAGAGCGGGGAAGGGAGAAAAGGCACAAGGAGUCAUCCAAGCGAAAAGAGAAGAAUUUUGAGAGUAAUGGUGUGGUGAUAGAGAACACAUCUGCAGUGGAGUCACGACAUAGUGGAAGAAUUGCCAGAACUGAGUCACUCCUCUAGAAGAACUUGUCGGUAGAACUUUAAAUUUCCACCAGCAUGUUUGCAUCAGCACACUCACAAAAGGAUGACCUUGGUUACCAUUUCCCUCAGAAUUUUAUUUAUAUUAUGAUGGGACAACAAAUGUGUCACAUUUUCAGCACUUGUGUAAUUAUGUUUUUAUACUUGAUCUUUAAAUUAUGUAUGAUUUUACAUGUCAUGUUUUAAUAAAUAAUGCUUUCAAUCCACA
This is a messenger RNA of Phyllopteryx taeniolatus (common seadragon), 4358 nucleotides long. RefSeq names its product neurabin-1-like. The record is from RefSeq and is a predicted model, not a curated record. Gene Ontology annotation, biological process: actin filament organization; calcium-mediated signaling; neuron projection development. Gene Ontology annotation, cellular component: postsynaptic density; dendrite; cytoplasm. Gene Ontology annotation, molecular function: actin filament binding. Lineage: Eukaryota; Metazoa; Chordata; Actinopteri; Syngnathiformes; Syngnathidae.